Molecule: messenger RNA, 759 nt
Organism: Eruca vesicaria subsp. sativa (arugula)
Lineage: Eukaryota; Viridiplantae; Streptophyta; Magnoliopsida; Brassicales; Brassicaceae
Source: the annotation of a GenBank genome assembly
AUGAAUCAGCGUCCACGAAAUGAUUACUUGAGAGAAAAUAAGACUGGCAAGUACACUCGAAAGAGUAUUUUCGAUCAAGUACAGACUAACGCUAACGCCAUACCUCACCAGCCGCGGCAACCACAACCAAAAACGCUAGUGUACAUCAUUGACAAGGAAGACUUCAAAAGCAUUGUUCAGAAAUUAACGAGUAAUCAAUCAUGUGAGUUUUUAUCUCAAAACCUUCCAAAUCGUCAGAAGAUUAGACCAGGGUCGACUUCACCAGUUCCUCCCAAUGCCGCAGGGGUUCAUGUCUCAUCGCAUAUGCGGUAUAUUGAAAGUUUACGUGACGAAUCAUCGGAUUCUAAUGGUGAACUCUUCCAACAAUUAUGUGAUGAGAAUCAAUCUCAUAUGCAACCGAUGCUAUAUUCAAAUGGUGACAAAAUCCAACAAACAUUUAAUGAGAAUCAAACUCAUAUGCCACCCAUGUCAAAUUCCAAUGUUCUUAUAUCAGUCAUGACCAGUACUUUACCCUCUCCUUGGUUCAAUGGUUCGCCUCAACAAAUGGACGCUGCUUACUCAUUGACAUCAACAAGAGUUGAGUAUCCUCAACCAUUGACGCCAAACUUCACAUUUUCGUCUAACCCGGAAUUUUUCGAUCCAGUCCUAGGACGUUUUAAGCUCCUAAGUUCGAUGUUUCUGAUUGCUAUCACCACUCGUCUUUUCCUCCAUUUUCAGAUAUUCCAGAACAGAAUAUCCAUUAAACAAGAAAUAAGAUAG